Molecule: messenger RNA, 822 nt
Organism: Orycteropus afer afer
Lineage: Eukaryota; Metazoa; Chordata; Mammalia; Tubulidentata; Orycteropodidae
Gene: CLDN11
Product: claudin 11
Biological process (GO): bicellular tight junction assembly; cell adhesion
Cellular component (GO): plasma membrane; bicellular tight junction
Molecular function (GO): structural molecule activity
Source: RefSeq, a predicted model, not a curated record
GCUCUGCUGUCCCUGUGAGCGCAGGUCGCGCCGUCGGAACUGGACUCGCAGUCCCCCGGCUCCACGGUGCCUUGAACGUCCGCGCCUUGGGCCGUCGCCCGCGAGCGGCUCUUGAGGGCGGGAGGAGGACCGGACAGGCGCCGUCCAGCCGGCGGCCCAGGCACAGUCAGUGAGGAACGAGGCACCGUGGCGGCCACUAUGGUUGCCACGUGCCUGCAGGUGGUGGGCUUCGUCACGAGCUUCGUGGGCUGGAUCGGCAUCAUCGUCACUACAUCCACUAAUGACUGGGUGGUGACCUGCGGCUACACCAUCCCCACCUGCCGCAAGCUGGACGAACUAGGCUCCAAGGGGCUGUGGGCUGACUGCGUCAUGGCCACUGGGCUGUACCACUGCAAGCCCCUGGUGGACAUCCUCAUCCUGCCGGGCUAUGUGCAGGCCUGCCGAGCCCUGAUGAUCGCAGCCUCUGUCCUGGGUCUCCCGGCCAUUCUCCUGCUGCUGACGGUUCUCCCCUGCAUCCGAAUGGGCCAUGAGCCUGGUGUGGCCAAGUACAGGCGGGCACAGCUGGCUGGCGUCUUGCUCAUUCUGCUGGCUCUCUGUGCCAUCGUUGCUACUAUCUGGUUCCCUGUGUGUGCCCACCGUGAGACCACCAUCGUGAGCUUUGGCUACUCUCUGUACGCGGGCUGGAUUGGAGCUGUGCUGUGCCUCGUGGGUGGCUGUGUCAUCAUCUGCUGCGCUGGAGAUGCCCAGUCAUUUGGUGAAAACCGUUUCUACUACUCUUCAGGCUCCAGCUCCCCAACUCAUGCCAAGAGUGCCCAUGUAUAA